AUGGUGAAGAAGUUUGGGCCGCUCAACUUGGUGUGGAACGGCGUCGGGACGCUGCAAGUGCCGGACGCGGGAAGCAAGCCGGCGAGCGUGAACCUGGCGCGGGUGUGCUUGGCGCAGCGCGCGGAACUGCUGAUCGAAAACUUUGAGCGGUUGUAUCCGAAAUUGAAGAACGAACGCGUGGAGUGGGCGCUGCAGCCGUUCGACGACCAAUACGGCGACGCGUUCGAUCCGUUCAUGUCUUUACCGGACGAUCAGGUCGACGAGUUGGUGCCCGGGAACUUGCAAUUCUUGAAGAAACCGCGCAAGGUCGCGCCGGGGGCGUGA
Molecule: messenger RNA, 324 nt
Organism: Ostreococcus lucimarinus CCE9901
Lineage: Eukaryota; Viridiplantae; Chlorophyta; Mamiellophyceae; Mamiellales; Bathycoccaceae
Exons: 1
Coding region: 1-324 (107 amino acids)
Source: RefSeq, a predicted model, not a curated record